Molecule: messenger RNA, 1263 nt
Organism: Talaromyces rugulosus
Lineage: Eukaryota; Fungi; Ascomycota; Eurotiomycetes; Eurotiales; Trichocomaceae
Exons: 6
Coding region: 1-1263 (420 amino acids)
Biological process (GO): DNA-templated transcription
Molecular function (GO): zinc ion binding; DNA binding
Source: RefSeq, a predicted model, not a curated record
AUGCCCGACGAUGACCACCGGUUUUUUCAGUUUCAACGGGGGGAGCUUUUCCUUGAAAAGGCCCGGUUACUCCUGAUCGAUGAGAUCAAGGCCGAUAACCCAAAGGUGCCAACCAUACAAGGACUCCUUAUCCUUGGUGGGAGGCAGUGUGCCAUAGGAAAAAGUAGUGAAGGAUGGUUGUAUACUGGUAUGGCUAUUAGAAUGAUUACAGACCUUGGCCUACAUCUCCAAAAAUGGGAGAUGAUGAAAGAAUGCGAGCCUGACGAUCUGGAAGUACGCAAGCGAUUGUAUCUUUCCGUUUAUGCUUGGGAUAAGUCGAUCAGUUUGUGUCUAGGUCGGCCACCAUCAUUAAAAGAACUCCCGUAUUCACCAUCAUCGUUAUAUGAUCUUGCGGACGAUGAGGACAUAUGGCAACCGCCGCGUGUGCUUGACACAGACAAGACAUUUCUAGCGACACGAUGCUACAGUACACGAACAUUCAUCUACUUUUGCCGUUUAUCAGAGAUAAUUGACCAAAGCUAUGACACAGUCUAUAAUGGCAAGGCUGAUAAUAUCAAGUCAAAUGCAAUUUUUUCACUCGAGGAAAAGCUACGUGUCUUUCAUCAAAGUCUUCCGGAUUGCCUUCGAAUUCAAAACCCAGCAAAUAUAGUCACUUGCGUGCCCCCUCACAUCUUAUGCCUUAAUAUCUUAUAUCAUACCAUGCUGAUUUUGAUCUUCCGUCCAUUCUUUAUGUGGCAGUGGCGCGCUAAUUUGCGAGACCACCCUCUUGCUCUACGGGCACAAGAAGUUUGCACAGAAGAGGCAUCCGGUGUUAAUGAGUUAAUUCGUGCGUAUGGCCGGUUAUUCAACUUUCGAUAUCAAAGUUAUUUAAUUUCUUAUUGCGCUUACACCGCUGCAACCAUUGACGUACGACUCGUUCAUCACGAAGACAAGGGCCUUGCGCAAAAUGCUUCUGAUCGACUUGUUAUCACGCUACGUAUGCUAGAAACGGAAGUCAAGCAGACUCCUGGCAUAAAACGCAGCAUAGAUAUCAUUAGAUCUCAUAUGGAUCAGCAGUGGGUCAACAAUUCACGUUCUUUACCGAUGGAAACGAAUCAAAACAGUGCGGGCGGCAGCAACAUGCCUUCUGGAGUAUUAGCUUCGGCAUAUGAUUCUCAAUCCGACCAGAAUGUGUCGUCUGGGUCCUUUAUCUUUUCAACCCAAGCGGAGGACCUAAAUGACCAUGUACUAGCACUACUGCCAGAAAAUAACGGCGGAAUAUAA